AACCUACUAUCCUUCAAGAAGGAGAUUCUUUAAUUUUACAGUGUAUUUUAGAAGCAGAUCCUUUACCAGAAAUAACCUGGUAUCAUGGAACAAAAAAGAUUACAGAUGGUAAAAGGCAUAUAAUUAAACAGAAAAGUCAAGGAAAUGAUAUGUAUCUCCUGACACUAGAAAUACAGGAUCCAGUUACGGAAGAUGGUGGAAACUAUCGAUGCAAUGCUAUAAAUGAUCUGGGAGAAAGUAAUGCAAACAUUGCUCUUAAUUUCCAAGGUGGUGAUAAGACUGAAGGUUUGGCCCCAGAAUUCUUGGAAAAACCAAGAAUCAUUCCAAAGGAGGGUGGAAAGCUGAUUAUAAUGCAAUGCAAAGUAAAAGCUCAACCUGCACCUAAAAUUACAUGGUACCAGGGAACUAAAGUUGUAAAAGAAACCAAUAGAGUACAAGCAAAAGUAGUUGAAGGUGCUGGUGAUGAAUUUACUGUAUCAUUGGAAGUCAGAGAUCCGUCAAAAGACGAUGGUGGAGCUUAUAAAUGCCAUAUGAUAAAUGAACAUGGUGAAUUGAAUGCCAAUUUAAAUCUUGAUAUCCAAGCUGAGAAACCACCUGCAGGCGAAGCUCCAACUUUUGUUGAAAAACCAAAAAUUACCCCUGAAGAUGGAGGAAAUCGUAUUAUAAUGGAAUGUAAAGUAAGAGCAAGUCCUAAACCAGAUAUAAAAUGGUCUUGUGAUGGUGCAGAAGUCAAAGAAAGCACUCGUAUCAAACAAACUAUCAAACAGGAUAAAGAUGUUUAUCAUAUUAAACUGGAAUUAAGGAACUUAGAAUUUACUGAUGCUGGCUUAUAUAAAUGCAAUGUUAAAAAUGUGCAUGGUGAAAGCAAUGCAAACCUCACUCUAAAUAUUGAAUUGGCUCCAGUGAUCAAAGAAAAGCCUAAAAUUAUUCGAAAGGAAAUACAUAAGAAAGUUGUUAUUGAAUGCAGAGUUGCUUCAGUUGCAAAACCAAAAUGUACCUGGUUUAAAGAGAGCUCUACAAUUAAGGAGAGUACUAAGCACACGGUUCGAAUUACUGAAAUCAGCAAAGGUGAAUUUGCUGUUGCAUUGGAAAUUGACAAGCCUACUGGAGAAGAUAAAGGAAACUACAAAAUGGUUGCUAAAAAUGAAAAAGGAGAAAUCACUUCAACAGCUGUACAAGUUGAUAUAGAAGAAGAGAAAAAAGAAGAGAAAAAAAAGCCAGCUGGAGAAAAACCAAAAGUUGUGCAAGAAUUGAAGUCAAUUACAGUAGAAGAGGGAAAAAGUGCAGAAUUCAUUUGCAAAAUUGAAUCCAAAAGUAAAACAACUGUUACUUGGUACAAAGGGACUCAGAUUAUCAAAGAAUCAAAGGAAUUUAAAAUGAGUUUUGAUAGUACGACUGCCUCUUUGACCAUUUCUCAGACAACAACUUCUUCAUCUGGUAGCUACAAAGUUGAGUUUACCAAUGAAUUUGGUAAAGCAGAAAGUUCAGCUCAACUGACAGUUCAAGAGAAGAAAAAAGUUGAAGAAAAGAAAGAGGAAAAGAAAGAAGAAAAGAAGGUAGAGAAAAAGGAAGAAAAGAAAGAAGUAAAGGUGGAGAAAAAAGAAGUAAAAGUGGAAAAGAAGGAAGAGAAGAAGGAGUUGAAAGUAGAAAAGAAGGAAACAAAAAUAGAAAAGAAAGAGACAAAAGUGGAAAAGAAAGAAACAAAAGUGGAAAAGAAGGAGGAAAAGAAAACAUCAAAGGUUGAAGAAAAGAAGAUUGCUGCUGUUCCUCAAAUUUCUGUUGAGGAGACGAAAGAAGCACCUAAAGGAAAAGGCCCUCAAGUACCCGUUUUAAUCAAAGAACCAUCUCCCGAACCUGGAUCUCGAAAGGCAUCUACAGAUAAAGGAAUUGUUGUUGAUGAAACAGGAAAAACGAAGAAACUUCGUCCUGGUGAAGUGUUAGAAAUACCAACUCAGAAGAGAAGAAAGAGUAUUGAUACCAGACGAAUCAGUGUGUCAGAACUCCAGGAGAUGAUUGAUAAACCAUGCACCCCUUUGAAACCUGUACCAGAAACUGAAAAAUGUGCACCAUCCAUUUUAGAUUUCCAGCAAAAUUACUCUGCUGUUGAAGGUGCAACUGCUUAUUUAUCAUUCCAAGUUGAAGGCAAUCCAGCUCCAAAAUUCCAUUUCUAUAAAGGAGUUUCAGAAAUUUUUGAAGGUGGCCGAUAUAAAAUAUUUACAGACGGAAAAACUAAUACUGUAGCUUUGUGCAUUAGGAAAUCAAAAGCUCAAGAUGAAGGCAAAUACAAAAUCGUUGCUUACAAUGAAGUUGGAGAAGAUUCACAGGAAGUUGGUCUUUUCGUUAGUGAUGAAAGUGGUAUGGAUUUCCGAGCUAUGUUGAAAAAGAGACAAUAUGCAAAAUGGAAGGAAGAACAAGAAAAUCCUGACUAUAAUCUUAAACCUCCAGAAAAAGAGAGGAGGCCAUCACUGCGUGAGACAAAGAACGGUGAACGCAGGGGAUCACGUGAAAGCCGUCGGCCAUCUUUAGCUGAAUUGAUUCCUGAUUGGCCAACUCUGCAGAAGGUCGUCAGAGACUCUGAGAAAAAAGAUGAAUUUGUCAAACCACUUGUUGAUGUUCGUGCAAAGGAAGGCAAAGAUAAGAAAGUGCGGCUAGAGGCCGUAUUUUCAAAAUUGAAUGUGAAAGCAAGAUGGUACAAAGGAAAAGAAGAACUUUUCUUGGGUAAAAAAUAUCACAUGCAAAGUGAAGGAGAUUUGCAUGUGCUGAUUAUCAACAAUCCAGUGGAGGAAGACUCUGGCCGAUAUAAACUUGAAUGCAUGGGCAUCAGCACUUCCUGUAUUGUAGAAGUUGAUGAACCUGAUCCAGUUUAUAAAUUCACUAAAAAGCUCAAUGAAACAACCGAAGCUUAUACAACAAAGGAUGUAGUCCUAGAGUGUGCUGUGAAUGAUUAUAAGGCUAUUGUUCAUUGGUACAAAGAUGGACAGAAAAUUGAGGCCUCUGAUAAAUAUGUGAUUGAAGCCGAUCCUCUUGGACGUAAGCUUCUGAAGAUCGUAGGUCUGAGCCUUAAUGACUCUGGACAAUAUUUGUGCAAAAUAAAUGCAGAAGAAAAAACAGAGACAAAAUUGAUCGUUACAGAUCAACAGUUUAAAUUUACAAAGCCUUUGAAAAGCAUAAAAGUAACUGAAAAUACUGAAGCAGUUCUUGAGUGCGAGUUGGAUGACUGGGAAGGAAAAGUGACAUGGUUUAAAGGAGACAAGGAAUUGAAAGCUGAUCCUAUAAUUGAGCAAGUUGCACAAAUUCGUCGCAGAAAACUGGUAUUCAAAGGAGUUAGGCUUACUGAUGAAGGCAAAUAUACCUGCAAAUCAAAUGCUGAUAGUACAGUGUGUGAGAUGAUUGUUGAACCUGCAAAUAAGAUUGUGAAGAAACUUAAAGAUUGCACCUUACUUGAAAGAGAAAAAGGAGUAUUGGAAGUCGAAAUGUUAGACAAGAAAGCUCCAGUUGAAUGGUUUAAAAAUGGGGAAAAAAUAACUCCAACUGACAGAAUUGCUAUCAAGAUGUAUGAUGAUGGAAAACACCAUUUAAUCUUCAAAAAUUUGGAAUUAGAGGAUGCAGGCGAAUAUUCAUGCCAAGCAAAAGAUCUGAAAACUUCUUGCAAGCUUACUGUAGAAAAGGCUGAAAGAGCUCCUCUCAUUAAGUUGGAUAAGUUUGCUUUUGAAGCAGAUAGUGGAAAGCCAUUUACCAUUGAAGUUCCAUAUGAAAUUGUAGGAACAAGGACAACAAAACCCGUUGCCAAAUUGACACGCAAUGGACAGCCAGUGACUCCAAAAGAGAUAGAUAUUGUGAUAAAAGAUGAAAAAGUUCUUAUUACCUUUAGAAAGGCUGUGAGGGGCAGUUCAGCAAAAUAUGGAUUCUCACUAACAAAUUCUCAAGGAGAAGCAACUUGUGAUCUUGAUCUUAAUGUAUUAGAUGUACCAACACCACCAGAAGGACCUUUGGAAGUAUUUGAUGUUUACAGGGAUAGGUGCAAACUUUCUUGGAAACCAUGUAAAGACACAGGUGGCAUACCUCUUACGCAUUAUCUUGUUGAAAGACAGGAUCUUGGUGCUAGAGGAGGAUGGGCUGAAGUGGGGACUACACAAGAUACAAAGUUUGAUGUGACAGAUCUUACACCCAAAAAGGAAUACAAAUUUAGAAUUCGGGCUAUCAAUGUAAAAGGAUCAUCUCAACCUCUUGUUGCUCCUAAAACAACAUUUGCUAAGGAUCCAUAUGAUGAACCAUCAAAGCCAGGUAAUGUGGAAAUUGAAGAUUGGGAUGUUGGUAGGGUGGACAUCAAAUGGUCAAAACCAGAAAGUGAUGGUGGAGCCCCUAUAACUAGCUAUAUUGUUGAAUAUAAGGACAAAUUCUCUGGUGAAUGGACUACUGGGCCUGAAGUUGGUCCUGAUGAAUUGAAAUGUCGUGUAGAUGGAUUAAAAGAAGGAGUACAGUAUCAAUUCCGCGUGAAAGCUGUUAACAAAGCUGGACCAGGAGAACCUAGUGAUCCUUCGAAACCUGUGAUUGCUAAAGCUAGAUAUGUGAAACCUUACAUCAUUGGCGAUGAAGUUAAAGGCAUGAUCAUUAAGAAAGGUCAGAUGAUUAAGUUUGAAAUCCAGUUUGGAGGUGAACCCCCUCCAACUGUAAAAUGGUCCAAAGAUCUGAAGGAAUUAGAUGUUUCUAAAAAGAUUUCUAUUGAUAAUACCACAAAAGAGACCACAUUUAUUCUCAAAGGUGCUGAACGUGCAGAUAGUGGAAAAUAUACAUUGACUCUUUCAAAUAGUUCAGGAUCAUGUGCUUCUUGGGGUGAUGUUAUCGUUUUAGAUAAACCAACUGCCCCGCGUGGCCCAUUAAAAGCUGAAGAAGUAAGAGCUGAUCACGUGAAACUAAAGUGGAAUCCACCAGAUGACAAUGGUGGUCAGGAACUGAAAGGCUAUGUCAUUGAAAAGAUGGACACUGAUACUGGUCGAUGGGUGCCAGCAGGUGAAGUUGGACCUCAUGAAAACAAUUUCACUGUUGAUGGCUUAACACCAAAGAAGAAAUACAAAUUUAGAGUUAAAGCUAUCAAUAAGGAUGGAGAAUCACCUGCUUUAGUUACAGAAGAGCCAAUUGAAGCUAAAAAUCCAUAUGAUGAGCCUGGAAAACCACCUAAGCCAGAAAUUGUUGACUAUGAUAACACCAAAGUAGAGUUGAAAUGGGUACCACCAGAUAACGAUGGUGGUAGACCUAUCUUGCAUUAUAUUAUUGAAAUGAAAGAUAAAUUCAGUGUUGCUUGGUCGCAAGUAUUGAAAACAGAAGACAAUAAGUGCCGUGGUACCGUUGAAGGACUCAAAGAGAAUUCUGUAGUUCAGUUCAGAGUGAGAGCUGUGAAUAAAGCUGGCAUUGGAGAGCCCAGUGAUCCUACUGCUAAUCAUACAGUUAAACAUAGAAAUUUGAAGCCAUAUAUUGAUCGAACAAACCUAAAAGCCCAGAUGAUCAAAGUCGGUCGGUCAAUCAAAUUCGAUGUUGAUAUUAGAGGAGAGCCAGCACCAGAAGUUGUUUGGUCUUUUGCUGAUCAUAAAGUAACACAAGAUGAGCAUAUCAAAAUUGAAAAUAGAGACUAUCACAGUGAUUUCAACAUCAUCAAGGCAAAAAGAAAGCAUUCAGGAAAAUACACAAUCACUGCUACUAAUGCUUCUGGAAAAGAUAUGGUCCAUGUUGAUGUGACUAUUCUAGGCAAGCCAUCUAAACCAGAAGGACCACUGGAGAUUACCGAUAUUCACAAAGAAGGUUGUAAACUAAAAUGGAACAAACCAAAAGAUGAUGGUGGAGCUCCUAUUCAACAGUACGAAGUUGAAAAGUUUGAUAAAGAAACUGGAAGAUGGACACGUGUUGGAAAAGUUUCGGGUGAAAAGCCUGAGAUGGAUGUAACUGGCCUUACACCUGGAAAAGAAUACCUCUUCAGGGUAUCUGCCAUAAACGAAGAAGGCGAAUCAGAACCACUUGAGGCUCUGAAGCCAAUUAUUGCCAAGAAUCCAUUUGAUGAGCCUGGUAAACCUGGAGUUCCAGACUUUGUGGAUUGGGAUAAUGCUAGCGUUGAUUUGAAAUGGGAGCCUCCAAAGAGUGACGGAGGUUCUCCAAUCACAAAGUACAUCAUUGAAAAAAAGGAAAAAUUCUGCUUGUCAUGGGAGAAGGCAGCAGAAGUGUCUGGUGAUAAGCCCGAAGCUAAAGUUACUAAUUUGAAGGAACGAGCUGAAUACCAAUUUCGGGUCAUUGCAGUUAAUGCUGCUGGUCCUGGCGAACCAAGUGAAGCUACAAAGCAUCAUCUGGUGAAACAUCGAAAACUUAAACCGCAUAUUGAUCGAACGAACCUUGAAACGACAACUCUUCGAAAAGGAAAAUCGCUUAAACUGGAUGUUAACAUUAGAGGUGAACCUCCUCCAACAGUUAAAUGGAUUUUAAAAGACAAGGUUGUUGAAAAUUCAGAACAUAGAGAAAUUCAAAAUGUUGAUUACAAUACAAAGCUGAUCAUUCACAGUGCCCAAAGAAAAUAUUCUGGUGUCUACAAAAUUAUUGCUGAAAAUGAGCAUGGAAAAGAUGAAGCUGAAGUGGAAAUAAAUAUAUUAGGUGCUCCUUCCAAGCCUAAAGGUCCUCUUGAAGUCAGUGAUGUUCAUGCUAAAGGUUGUAAAUUGAAAUGGCAGCCUCCUGAGGAUGACGGUGGCAAGCCAAUACAUCAUUACCAAGUGGAAAAAAUGGACACUGCUACUGGUAACUGGGUUCCUGUUGGAAGAGCUGAAAAUGAUAAACCAGAGUUAGAUGUACCUGGCCUUAUACCUGGAAAAGAAUAUCAAUUCCGAGUUAAAGCCGUAAAUGCUGAGGGAGAAUCUGAACCUUUGGUUACAGAUAAACCUAUUAUUGCCAAGAAUCCUUAUGAGGCUGCAAGUGCUCCUGGAAUACCUGAAAUUGUGGACUGGGAUGAAAAUAUGGUUGAUUUGAAAUGGCAACCUCCUAAAAAUGAUGGUGGUGCUCCCAUCACAGGUUAUGUCAUUGAAAAGAAGGAACGAUUUGGAACUGUCUGGGAUACUUGUGCAGAAAUUCCAGGGGGAAAACCUGAAGGAAAAGUUACCGGUCUUAUUAAAGGACAUCAAUACGAAUUCCGAGUUAAAGCUAUUAACAAAGCUGGGGAGGGUGAACCCAGUGAACCAACUAAACCACACACUGCUAAAGCUCGUAAUUUGGCUCCAAAGAUCAAUCGGGCUAACCUACAAGAUAUCAACAUUAGAUCUGGACAUUCUAUUAAACUAGAUAUUGAAGUGGAAGGUGAACCUCCACCGACUAUCACUUGGAUUUUGAAAGACAAUCCUGUUGAACUUGAUGACGUUGUUCAAUAUAAUAGUGAAGAUUAUGCAACUCAUAUAAAAUUCACUAAUCUUACUCGAAGAUAUACUGGAAAAUAUAUGAUUAGAGCUGUUAAUAAAUCUGGCCGGGAUGAAGCAUUCCUUAACCUCAAUGUUUUAUCAAAACCAUCCAGACCAGAAGGACCUUUAGAAAUUGAAGAUGUUAAUGCUAAAGGCUGCAAACUAAAAUGGCAACCUCCAAAAGAUGAUGGUGGUACUCCUCUUGAAGGUUAUCAAGUGGAGAAACAAGAUGUUUUAACUGGACGUUGGAUUCCAGUUGGUAAAGUGGGCAAGGAUGAGACAGAAAUUCCUGUCACUGGUUUAGAAGAAGGAAAGAAAUACCAUUUCAGAGUAAAGGCUAUUAAUAAUGAAGGAGAAUCAGAGCCUCUGGAAUCAGAUAGAUCAACACUUGCCAAGAAUCCAUUUGACAAACCAGGAACCCCAGGAGUACCUGAGAUUGCUGAUUAUGACAAGGAUUUCGUUCAACUCAAGUGGGAGAAACCUGCCAAAGAUGGAAAUGCUCCUAUUACUAGCUACAUCAUUGAGAAGAAAGAUAAAAUCUCUGGAGACUGGGUUAAAGCUGCUGAAGUGACAGGAUGUGAAGGAAAAGUUGGAGGUCUAAUUGAAGGACAGAAAUAUGAAUUUAGAGUAAGGGCUGUUAACAAAGCAGGACCUGGAGAGCCUAGUGAAGCCACACCGCCACAUCUUGCCAAACCUAAAUUCUUGAAACCACGUAUUGAUAGAACAAAUCUCAAGAGUAUGUCUAUAAAAAUAGGACAGACAGUCAACUUGGACAUUAAUGUCAUUGGUGAACCUCCGCCGGAAAUUGUCUGGCAGUUGAAUGAUGUAGAUGUAAAAGCAUCAGAAACAAUACGAAUUGACAAUUCAGAUUAUAAUACAAAAUUCUAUCUUUUACGAGCAACACGCAAAGAAAGUGGAAUUUACACUAUCACUGCCACUAAUAAAGUGGGAAAAGAUACAGCCCAAGUGGAAAUCAAUGUCUUAGGCAAACCAAGCAAGCCAAAGGGUCCAAUAGACGUUUCAGAUGUGCACAAGGAGGGAUGCACUCUGAAAUGGGGUGAGCCUGAAGACGAUGGAGGUUGCCCAAUUGAAUACUAUGAAGUGGAAAAAAUGGAUGAAGAUACUGGUGUUUGGGUUCCAGCUGGAAAAUCUCCUACACCAAAAUGUGAUGUAACAAAUCUUACUCCUGGUAAAAAAUAUAAGUUCCGUGUGAGAGCUGUUAAUAAAGAAGGAGACUCAGAAGAACUGGAAACAGAUGGUUCAACUCUUGCAAAGAAUCCAUUUGAUGAGCCAUCUAAGCCUGGCAGACCAGAACCAACUGAUUGGGAUGUUGAUCAUGUUGAUCUUCAAUGGGCACCUCCUGCCAGUGAUGGUGGAGCUCCUGUUACCAAAUACAUUAUUGAAAAGAGGAAGAAAGGGGCUCAGAAAUGGCACAAGGCGAAGGAAAUCCCCGGAGAUAAAUGUGCUGGAACUGUUGGUGACCUAGAAGAAGGGGAAGAAUAUGAGUUCAGGGUUAUUGCUGUAAACAAAGGUGGAAAGAGUGAGCCAAGUGACUCUUCAAGGCCUGUGAUUGCUAAGCCAAAGAACUUGGCACCAAAAAUAGACCGUAAGAAUUUGAACCCACUCACAGUAAGAAGUGGACAAGCAGUAAAAUUAGAUAUUGAUGUAAAGGGUGAACCAACACCAACCAUCACAUGGACAAUUGAUGGCAAACCAUUGCCUGACUCAGCCAGAAUCAAGCCCCAGAUUGAACCUUACCAUACUGUGUUUGUUAUCACCAAAGCCCUUCGCAAAGAUACGAACAAGUAUACUAUAACAGCUAAAAACAUCAAUGGUACUGAUGAAGCAAUACUUGACUUGAAAGUACUAGGCAAACCUAGCAAGCCUAAAGGCCCACUCAAAGUAGCUGAUGUUCAUGCAGAAGGCUGUAAACUUUCCUGGGAUCCACCAGAAGAUGACGGAGGUGAACCAGUACAACAGUACGUUGUUGAAAAAAUGGAUACUGAAACAGGUCGAUGGGUACCUGUAUUAACAACCAAAGAUCCUGAAGCUGAAAUUACUGGUCUGAUACCAGGCAAGGACUAUAAAUUCAGAGUUAAGGCAGUGAAUCUUGAAGGAGAAUCAGAACCUUUAGAAACAGAAAAAGCUACAACUGCCAAAAAUCCUUUUGAUGAACCAGGACAGCCUGGAAAACCAACAGCAAAAGACUGGGAUAAGCACCAUGUUGAUCUGACUUGGGCACCUCCAUUUAGUGAUGGAGGCUCUCCAAUCACUAGCUAUAUUAUUGAAAAGAAAGACAAAUUCAGUAGCAAAUGGCAGAAAGCUGUGGAAAUUAUUGGUGAUGCGUGCGAAGCAAGAGUUCCAGAUUUAAUUGAAGGCAUGGAAUAUAAUUUCAGAGUGAGAGCUGUUAAUAAAGCUGGCCCUGGUGAACCAAGUGUAGCCAGUGAUACUAUCACUGCUAAAGUUCGUUUCUUGGCACCUAAAAUUGACAGAAGCACAAUCAAGGAUGUCGUCAUUCAUGCUAGUCAGAGCAUUAAAUUUGACGUUAAGAUCAUUGGUGAACCACCUCCGAAGAAAACAUGGAUGAUUGGUAACAUCACUUUGAAAGAUGGUGGAAAGAUUAAUACAGAAAAUGAGCCAUAUCGCACAAAAUUAAGUAUUAUUAACUGUGAUAAGACAGACACUGGAACUUAUAUAAUUAAGGCUGAAAACAGUGUUGGUUCAGAUGAAGCUACAAUUGAACUAAUGGUAUUAGAUCGACCUGGCGCACCUCAAGGCCCACUUGAAAUAUCGGAUGUGCAUGCUGAAGGAUGCAAGCUGAAAUGGAAUCCACCAGAAGAAGAUGGUGGUGUGCCUGUGGAGCACUAUGCUGUUGAAAAGAUGGAUACAGCCACUGGACGUUGGGUACCUGUUGGCAGAAGUCUAGGACCUGAAAUUGAAGUUGGAAAUCUGGAACCUGGCCAUGAAUAUAAGUUCCGAGUUAAAGCAGUGAAUGCUGAAGGAGAAUCAGAUCCAUUAGAUGCUUUUGAACCAGUCAUUGCCAAAAAUCCCUUUGAUCCUCCGAGUCAGCCUAAUGUGCCUGAGGUUAAAGACUGGGAUAAAGAUAUGGUGCAACUGGAAUGGACAGCUCCAACUAAAGAUGGUGGUGCACCAAUCACUGGUUACGUCAUUGAGAAAAAACGUAAAGGUUCAACUCAAUGGACAAAAGGUGCCUCUGUUGAUGGUGAUGCUCGUUCUGCAAAAGUCAAGGGACUUGAGAAUGGGGAAACUUAUCAGUUCCGUUUAAUUGCUGUCAAUGUCGCUGGUCCUAGCGAGCCAAGCGAAGCCACAAAACCUGUACUUGUAAAACCAAGAAAAUUGGCUCCAAGAAUCGAUCGACGAAACUUGAAUCCAAUCACCAUCAAGGCUGGACAAGCUUUCGAUUUUGAUGUCAAAAUUAUAGGAGAACCCCCUCCAUCUGUUCGUUGGGUAUUAAAAGACAAACCAGUUGGAGAACGAUUGGACUUGACCAUAACAAACAUUCCAUAUAAUUCAAAACUUGUCUGUGAUAAGGCCCAAAGAGGUGAUGCUGGUUUCUACCGCAUUAUUGCAAACAAUGCCCAUGGAGAAGACAUUGCAGAAGUUGAAGUAUCUGUUCUUGCCAAACCUGCUAAACCAGAAGGCCCUCUCAUUGUAUCUGAUGUUCAUAAACAUGGCUGCAAACUUAAGUGGAACAAACCAAAAGAUGAUGGAGGUGAACCAUUAGAAGGUUACAUUAUUGAAAAAGAAGAUCCAGAAACUGGUUUAUGGAUACCAGUUGCUAAAACACAUAUUCCAGAAGGAGAAGUUACUGGUCUGACACCAGGAAAAUCAUACAAAUUCAGAGUUAAGGCUGUUAAUAAGGAAGGAGAAUCAGAACCUCUGGAAACUUUCGCACCUGUUGUUGCUAAAGAUCCAUAUGAUCCACCAGGUGCACCUAGUACUCCAGAACCAACUGACUGGAAUAAGGACCAUGUUGAUUUAGCUUGGAAGCCUCCAGAGUCUGAUGGUGGUUCUGCUAUUAACCACUAUAUCAUUGAGAAACGAGAGAAGGGCUCUCCUAAGUGGGAAAAAGCAGCUGAGGUUCCAGGAGAUCAAACUAAAGGUACCGCUCCCUUCCUCAUCGAAGGAAAGGAUUAUGAGUUCCGAGUAAUAGCUGUUAACAAGGCUGGACCAGGAGAACCUAGUGAAGCCUCGAGGACUGUGACAGCUAAGCCACGAUUUUUGGCUCCACAAAUUGACAGGAGGAAUCUUAAUGACAUUACAAUUAAGGCUGGACAAACAAUUAAAUUUGAUGUCAAUAUAAUUGGCGAACCUCCUCCGACUAAGAUCUGGACAAUAAAUGACAUUGAAAUCAAGCCGUCUGAAGACAGAAUUAUUUUGACCAACGAAGAUUAUAACACAAAAUUAGUUAUAAGAAGAGCCACAAGAGCUGAGAGUGGAAAGUUCAUCAUUACUGCUACUAACAGUUCAGGAAGAGAUAGUGCAAAUGUUAUUGUCAAUGUACAAGACAAACCAGCUGCACCAGAAGGUCCUCUUGCUGUGUCAGAUGUGCACAAAGAAGGCUGUAAGUUGAAAUGGAAAAGACCAAAGGACGAUGGAGGUGUACCUCUGGAAGGUUAUUUGGUUGAGAAGAUGGACGAAGAAACAGGAAAAUGGGUUCCUGUUGGAAAAACAAAAGAUCCUGCUAUGGAAGUUACUGGUUUAACUCCUGGGAAGAAAUACAAGUUCCGUGUCCGUGCAUUAAACAAAGAAGGUGAAUCUGAACCACUGGAAACAACUGACUCCAUAGUAGCAAAGAAUCCAUUUGAUGAACCUGGAAAACCAGGUGAUCUGAAGGUUACUGAUUGGGACAAGGACCACAUUGACCUUAAGUGGACAGCUCCUGAAAGUGAUGGUGGAUCUCCCAUUACUGGUUACUUAAUAGAAGUUAAAGACAAAUUGGGAAAUUGGGAAAAGGCUAUUGAGGUUCCAGCUGAUCAGACUACAGCAUCAGUUUCUGAUUUAGUGCAAGGUCAAGCUUAUGAAUUCCGUGUAAAAGCUGUCAAUAAAGCUGGUCCUGGUGAGCCAAGUAAUGAAACACCACCAUGUAUUGCCAAACCCAGGAGAUUGGCACCCAAAAUCGAUCGUUCCACCCUAAAUAAGGUCCGAGUGAAAGCUGGCCAUUCCUUCAACUUCACAGCAAAUGUUAUUGGUGAACCUCCACCGACAAUGACUUGGUCAUUAAGGGGAAGUGUUUUGGAAGCAGACAGUCGUAUUAAAAUCAUCAAUGAAGAAUACAGCACUAAGAUCGUUGUGCGCAAGUGUAGGAGGGAUGACAAUGGAACUUACACUCUUGUAGCUGAAAAUGAAUAUGGCAAAGAUGAAGCAGAAGUGGAAGCGCUUGUUUUAGAUAAACCAUCUCCACCUGGUGGACCACUAAAGGUUGAAGAUGUGACUGCUGAAGGCUGCAAUUUAUCUUGGAAACCACCAUCUGAUGACGGUGGUCUACCUGUUGAGAAUUAUGUUGUAGAAAAAAUGGAUCCUGUAACAGGUGUUUGGACUCCAGUUGGUGAAACUAUUGGUCCAGAAACAUCCAUGAAGGUGAAAGGCCUAAUACCCGGAAAGAGUUACAAAUUCAGAGUACGUGCUGCCAAUAGACAGGGAGAGUCAGAACCACUAGAAGCAGAUAAAACAAUUGUUGCUAAGAAUCCUUUCGAUGAGCCUGGAAAGCCUGGUACACCUGAAAUUGAAGAUUAUGACAGGGACUUUGUCAAAUUGAAAUGGACUGCUCCUGAAUCAGAUGGAGGAUCACCAAUUACUGGAUAUAUUAUUGAAAAGAAGGAUAAAUUAAGUCCUGAUUGGUCUGCAGUUCAAGAAGUACCUGCCGAUCAAACAACCGCUACAGUGAGAGAUCUAAUUGAGAAUGGAACUUACGAAUUCCGUAUAAGGGCAGUUAAUAAGGGAGGUCAAGGAGAACCAAGUGAUUCAACUGGACCACAUAUUGCUAAGCCUAAGAACUUGGCACCCCAUAUUGAUCGCAAUGCUAUGAUCAAUAUCAGGCUAAAAGCUGGCAAGAGCUUUGAAUUAAAUGUCCCAGUGUCUGGUGAACCUCCUCCAAAGAAGACAUGGUCUUUGAAUAACCGUGCAGCAAUGGAUGACUUAAGGUGGUAUAUUACUAAUGAAGAUUACAGGACCAUUGUUAAAGUUAAGAAAGCGCUCAGAGAAGAUUCCGGAACUCUGGUAUUGACAGCAACAAAUUCAAAUGGCUCUGAUUCUGCUAAAAUUUCCAUAGUAAUCUUAGAUGUACCUUUGGCACCCAGAAACUUAACUGUUGAUGAAGUCACUAAGGAAAGUUGUACUAUCCGAUGGAAUCCUCCGGAGGAUGAUGGUGGUAGCGAUAUACAGCAUUAUACCGUAGAAAAGAAAGACAUGGAAACUGGCCGCUGGGUUCAUGUGGAUGAAACUGUUAAUACAUUCCUGCAUACUGAUAAACUGAUUGAAAUGCAUCAAUAUCUAUUCCGUGUAAAGGCUGUUAACAGGGAAGGAAGCUCUCAAUGGGCUAUGAUCAGGGAAGCUAUUAUAGCUAAGAAUCCAUUUGAUCCUCCAGAAAAACCAACUACACCAGUUGCUACCGAUUGGGAUUCUCAUUUCAUUGAGCUUGAAUGGCGACCACCCAAGAAAGAUGGUGGUUCUCCUGUGACAAGUUAUGUAAUUGAAAAGCGUCUCAAAGGUAGUCCCUUGUGGGAUGAGGCUGCAAGAGUUGCUGGGGAAGUAACCAAAGCAAAGAUUUCUGAUUUAACAGAAGGAGAAGAAUAUGAAUUCCGUCUAAUAGCUAUUAAUAAGGCUGGACCUAGUGAACCCAGUGAUCCUACUCAACCCAUAACUGCCAAACCACGAUUCUUGGCCCCAAUUGUUGAUCGACUUACGUUAUUGGACCAGAGAGUGCGUGCAGGAAGGCCAAUUACUUAUGAAGUUGCCAUCAAAGGAGAGCCUCCUCCGAUUGCUUCAUGGUCAAUUAAUGAUAAGCCAGUAAUUGGAAAUCCAAGAGUUGAUGUACGUACAACUCCAACAAUGUGCUUCUUUGAGAUUUUGAUAUCAGUUCGUUCUGAUACUGGAAAAUACACUCUGAAUUUAGAAAAUACCUCAGGAAGGCUGUCUACAUCUGCUACUGUAACAGUUUUAGAUCGCCCAUCUCCCCCUCAGGGACCACUGGAGGUUAGUGAAGUGACAAAAGAAUCAGCAGUAUUGACAUGGAAAGCUCCAAAAGACGAUGGAGGCUCUCUUAUUAAACAUUAUAUAGUGGAAAAAAUGGAUGCUUCUCGAGCAACUUGGAUGGAAGCUGGCACAACAACUUCACUCAGCCUAAAAGUAUCCAAUUUGGUUCACCACAAGACAUAUCAGUUCAGAGUCAUUGCUGUCAAUGAAAUUGGUGAUUCUGAUCCUUUGGAGAGAGAAGAUGGAGUUGUGGCUAAAGAUCCUUUUGAACCACCUAGUAAUCCUGGAAAACCUGAAGCAACUGACUGGGGCAGUGACUUUAUUGAACUUUCAUGGACACCACCUAAAGAAGAUGGUGGCUCUCCAGUUUCUGGUUAUAUUAUUCAAAAGAAAGUCAGGGGCUCUAACUUGUGGGAGAAAGGCACUGAGAUUGUUGGUAAUGAAUGCAAAGGCAAAGUGCCUUAUUUGAUUGAAGGCCAAGACUAUGAAUUUAGAGUUAUUGCACUGAAUAAAGGUGGAGAAAGUCAGCCAAGUGAGCCAUCAGAAUUGAUAACAGCUAGACCAAGAUUCUUGGCUCCUAAGAUUGUGACACCUAUGAAAGAUAUGGAAGUAAAAAGUGGAGAUAUUCUUCACAUUGAAAUCAAAUUUGUUGGUGCACCUACACCAGAAAUUACUUGGACUAUAGAUGAUAAAGUUUUGGAAUCUGACAAGAGAGUAACAAUUUCUAAUUAUGAAAAUUACACCCUCAUUCAUAUUAUCAAUGCUAAACGAGUAGAUAGUGGCUGCUAUUGUUUGAAACUGAAAAAUGAUUCUGGCAGUGAUGAAGGAACUAUGAAAGUUACUGUUCUUGGCAAGCCCAGUGCUCCGGAAGGACCAUUGGAUGUCAAAGAUAUACAAAAAGAUAGUGUGACUUUGUCAUGGAAUCCUCCAAAAGAUGAUGGUGGCAGUGAUAUCAUAUCUUAUGUUAUUGAAAAGCGUGAUAUAACUCAUAAAGGUCCAUGGGUACCAGCUGUUACUAUUCCUGCAAAGGAUACCACUGGUGUUGUUCCAAAACUUGUUGAAAAUACAAACUAUGAAUUCAGAGUAAAAGCUAAAAAUGCACAAGGCCUUUCUUCUCCUCUUACAACAGAUAGACUUGUCUUAGUCAAGAAUCCAUUCAGACCACCAAGUGAACCUGGAGCACCAGAACCUGUUGAUCACGACCGCGAUUUCAUUAAAAUCAGCUGGUCACCACCACUUAAAGAUGGUGGUUCUGCUAUAUUAGGCUAUGAUGUAGAAAGGAGAGAUACGAAGUUGAACAGAUGGGCGCAAGUCAAUAGAGGAUUAGUAAAGGGACCACAAUUUACAGACAAUACUGUUACUGAUGGUCAUGUGUAUGAAUACCGCGUAAUUGCACACAAUGUUGCUGGUUCCAGUGAGCCUAGCGCUGCUUCUAAACCUAUUGCUGCUAAGCCUAUGAAAGAAAAGCCAAAACUUCACUUGGAUGGAUUGUAUGGUAAAUUAAUUCGUGUUAGAGCAGGAGAACCUGUUUACAUCAAUAUCCCACUGACUGGUUCACCUAUGCCAACUAUUCGCUGGACUUUCAAUACACAACAUCUUCAAGAUACACCUCAUACCAGACAAGAAACUGGGGAUGAAUUUGUAAAAUUGACCAUUCCUAAAUCGGAAAGAUCUGACAGUGGAUUGUAUACUAUUACUGCCAAAAACGCCUAUGGAGAAGAUUCUGGUGAAAUCACACUAUUAGUAUAUGAUAAACCUGGUAUGCCAAAAGGACCCUUGGAGGCAGCAGAGGUAACGAAUAGUUCAGUCACAUUGAAAUGGCAUAAACCUGAAGAUGAUGGUGGAUCUGAACUGACAGGUUAUAUUGUUGAAAAAUGUGAGAUUGGAACUGAUAAGUGGUUGCCUUGUGGUGGCUACUGUCCAUAUCCAACAUUUACUGUAAAGGGAUUGGAUGAAGGAAAACAGUAUAGGUUUAGGGUGCGUGCAGAAAACAUCUAUGGUAUUAGUGAUGCUCUUGAAAGCAAACCAAUUACUGCUAAAAAUCCAUUUGAUCCUCCUGAUCCACCAAGUCAGCCAAAAGUUUUGGAUCAUGGGCCUACAUUUGUUUCUCUGGCAUGGGAUCCACCUGCACAUGAUGGUGGAAAACCUGUCACAGGUUAUCUGGUUGAUAAGAAAGAGAAAGGUACUCAAGAAUGGGUCCGAGUCACUAAUUUCCCUAUACCUACAACAGAUUUUGUUGUACCUAGCUUAUCAGAUGGUCAAACAUAUGAAUUCAGAGUCAUGGCAGUUAAUGAAGGUGGUAUCAGCAAACCAAGCAAACCAUCCGUUCCUGUAAUGGCUGUAAGGAAAAUGUAUCCUCCACAAGCACCUGAAGCUCCUAAAAUCGAUAAAAUUACCAAAGAUUCUGUUACUUUGUCAUGGCAAAAACCAGAUGAUGGUGGAAGCAAAAUUUUGGGGUACUAUAUUGAAAAGAGGAUGAAAGAUGCUAAAGAAUGGGAUAUCAUUAAUAACAUUCUACACAAAUCAACAACAUUCACCGUGCCAGAACUUUUUGAAGGGAAAGAAUACGAAUUUAGAAUUAUUGCAGUCAAUGACAUUGGAGAAAGUCCUCCAAGUGUGCCAAGUGCUAUGGUAUUAGUUGAAGAUCAGCCAGACAAACCAAGAAUUGAUGUUGGAGCUGUCAAAGAUAUAGUUGUGAAAGCUGGAGAAGAAUUUUCUAUUACUGUUCCAUUCACAGGAUUCCCCAAACCUGAUGCUACCUGGACUAAGAAUGACAAAGAUAUUGAUGAAAAUGAUACUAGGAUAUUUACAAAAGUGGGUGAUACUUCUGCUGUACUUGCUGUCACAAAUGCAAAACGUGAUGAUACUGCUACUUUCAAAGUUCAUUUGAAGAAUAAAUCUGGAUUUGAUACAUGUUACUGCAAAGUCACUGUAUUAGAUAAGCCAUCUCCACCUGAAGACGUGCAUGCUGAAGAGAUUGAAGGUGAAUCAUUAACACUUUACUGGCAUGCACCAAAAGAUGAUGGAGGUGCUGAAAUUAACAACUAUGUUGUUGAGAAAAAAGAAGUUGGAACAUUGACAUGGGUCAGAGUAUCCAGUUUUGUUACGAACACAGCAUGUAGAGUAAGAAACUUGACUGUUGGUAAACAAUAUGACUUCCAAGUCAUGGCAGAAAAUAAACAUGGUAUGAGUGAACCAGGAAGGACCAGAGAACCAGUACUUGCAAAACUACCAUUUGAUCCUCCAGGCGCCCCUGGUGCUCCACAAGCAAUUGAUACAUCUGUUGAUUCCAUUACUCUGUCAUGGCACAAGCCUAGAGAAGAUGGCGGCAGUCCAGUAACUGGAUACAUUCUUGAGAAGCGUGAUAAGGGCAAGGACAGAUGGACAGCAGCAUGUCAAACAACAAUUACAGACCAGACUUUCCGUGUUACAGGCUUGAAAGAAAAUCAUGAAUAUGAAUUCAGAGUUGCAGCUGUUAAUGCUGCUGGUCAAGGUCCAUUUAGUUCAUCAUCAGAUGGCAUAUUUGCAAGACCACCACCAUGUUCUCCUAAAAUUGAUGCUGCAUUUAGUAUGCGUGACAUCACAGUUAUGGCUGGUGAAGAGUUCACAAUCCGAGUGCCUUUCAAUGCAUUCCCUGUGCCAACAGCCACAUGGACAAUCAACGGAAAUCCUUUGGUCAAGACAGACAGAGUGUACAGUGAAGUAAAUGUCGCUUUUACUGUUCUAAUAAACAAAAAAGCUAAGAGAGAUGAUUCUGGAAACUACACUCUUGUACUUAAGAAUCAACAUGGAUCUGAUAAUAGUGCCUGUAGAGUGCUUGUUGUAGAUAAACCUGGGCCACCUGAAGGACCUCUAGAAGCCAGUGAUAUUACACCAGAGACAUGCUCAUUGUCUUGGAAACCACCCAGAGAUGAUGGUGGAAGCCCAAUUACCAACUAUGUGGUUGAAAAACAAGAUGCCAAUUCUAAUGUAUGGGUUAAGCUUAGCAGCUAUGUAAGAGGAUGCCAUUAUGAAGUGAUUGGAUUGGAGCAUAAGAAGAAGUAUCAUUUCCGUGUUCGAGCUGAAAACAAGUAUGGAGUUGGGUCUCCAUUAGAUACAGAUCGUAUGAUAACAGCCAAAUUCUCAUUUGACCCACCUGGGCCACCUGGUACACCAAAUAUCACUGAUUAUGAUGGUAUCAAUGUAAGUUUGUCAUGGGAGGCACCAGUUCAUGAUGGAGGAUCAAGGAUACAAGGUUAUCAAGUCGAAUAUUAUGACAUGGCUGAAGGUAGAUGGAGAGUUGGAAACGAGUACUUGGUGAAAGAAACUCACUUCACAAUUCCCAAUCUAUCUGAAAAUCAUGAUUAUCAGUUCCGCAUUAAAGCAAAGAAUGCUGCAGGUCUUGGAGAAGCCAGUCAACCAACAGCUACAUUUAGAUUAAAGAAGAAAUUCAGUCCUCCAUCGCCACCUGAAAAUGUCAUGGUUGGCAAAGUUGGUCGUAGCUAUAUUGAACUUAGAUGGGAAAAACCUCGCAAUGACGGAGGAAGCAAGAUCACUGGUUACAUUGUGGAGCGCAGAGAAGCUGGCACUAAUUUCUGGUUUAAGGCAAAUGAUUUCCCUUGUGCUGAUUGCCAUUACACUGUUAUGAAUUUGAUGGAAAAUUCGGAAUUUGAAUUUAGAGUAUUUGCUGUUAAUGCAGCUGGAAAGAGCGAACCUAGUGCUUGCACUAAUCCUGUUAAGGUGUGCGAAGUGGCAGAUGGGCAAAAGCCUGAAUUUGUCAGGAAACUUUUGAACAAAAGUGUUGCUCUUAAUAAGCAUGUCAUCUUUGACUGUGAAGCUGUGGGUAAACCAGCUCCUACAGCUAGAUGGUUCAAGAAUGGACGUGAAAUUCACUCUGGAGGUCGUAUAUUAUUGACUGAAGGAAAAGACGGAGAAUUCAAGCUUACAAUCACUGAAGUUUGGGAUACUGACGAAGGAGAAUAUGCUUGUGUCGUUAGUAACUCCUUAGGAUCUGACAAGUGCCUUGCUCGCAUGGUUAUUGCAGUUGCUCCUCGAAUUGAUAGGUGUCCUACUGAAGUUUACUUCCCUGAGAAGGACAAUGGCAAGGUCAAAAUCUAUUUCUCUGGCACUUCACCUUUUGAUGUUUUAUUAUUCAAAGGAGGAUUUGAAGUAAAAGAAGAUGAUCAUAUCAAAUACACCGUAUUUGAUGAGUAUGUCAUCAUUUAUUGGAAGGAAAUCACCAAGGAUGAUAUGGGAAAAUAUAAACUCACUGUGAAAAAUGAAAGUGGUUCAGCAGAAGCUGAUUUCACGUUGUUCGUAACAGGAUUGCCUGGUCCUCCAAUUGGUCCUCUUGAAGUCAGUGAUAUCACACAACAUACAGCCACUCUUGCCUGGAAAGUACCUGAAUAUGAUGGUGGAUGUAAAAUCACUCAUUAUGUCAUUGAAAGGAAGGAAACUUCACAUGGUCAAUGGGUCAUUGCUGCUAGCUACUGCAAAGAUACAAUUUUCACUGUACAAGGGUUAACCGAAAAUGGCGAAUACUUGUUUAGAGUAAUGGCUGUAAAUGAAAAUGGUCAAAGUGCUCCACUUGAAGGUGUGAACCCAAUAAUUGCAAAACUGCCUUUCGACCCUCCGGGAGCACCAGGAUCACCAAAUGUUGUUGAAGUAGGAGGUGAUUUUGUCAAUCUUUCUUGGACCAAACCAGAGCAUGAUGGUGGUGCUAGAAUUUUGGGUUACUGGAUCGAGAAGCGCGAGUUUGGAACUCAGACAUGGCAGAAGGUUAAUUUGACUCCUUGUCAUGCUACUCAAAUUAACAUCACAAAUCUCAUCGAGGAGAGGCAAUAUGAAUUUAGAGUGUUUGCCUUCAAUGAAGCUGGUAUAGGUCCUUCAGUCACUACAGAAAGACCUGUGAAGAUCCUUGAUCCAAAUGCACCAGUUCCACCAGAAUUCUUAACACCUUUGAAGAAAGUUCUUUCUGAGGAAAACAAAAAUGCACAAUUUACUUGUACUGUUGUUGGAAAUCCAAAACCAAGUAUUACAUGGUACAAGGGUGUACGAGAAAUCUUUGAAGGAACUGGCAAAUAUACAAUUCUUAAAGAAGGAGAUAUUCACACUUUGGUUAUCAAUGAGGUGUUUGGAGAAGAUGCUGAUGAAUACAGUGCCAGAGCAUAUAACAAGGGAGGUGUUAGGACAUCUCGAGCCGAACUGGUGAUCAUGCGCCCACCUCUCAUCAAUGUACCUCCUAGAUUCAGGGAUGUUGCUCAAUUUGAGAAGGGUGAAAAUAUAACCUUGAAAAUACCUUUCAUUGGAUAUCCCAAACCAACUCUGAAAUGGAGCAGAAAUGAAGAAGAAAUAGAAAAAGGUGGACAUUAUGACAUCGUAGUAGGAGACAGACAUGCUGUUCUUAUUAUUCGCGAUGUCAAUAGUGAUGAUAAUGGACCUUACCGCUUGUAUGCAGAAAAUGAACUUGGAUCAGACUCAGCUAUUAUCAAAAUCAAAAUAAGUGAUCGCCCAGACAAACCAAAAGAUGUGAAAGCUGAUCGUGCAACUGAUGACUCAGUUGUACUUUCUUGGAAAGCUCCUGCUUGGGAUGGUGGCUGUGCAAUUCACAAUUAUCUAAUUGAGAGACAGGAAUCUCCAAUGACUAGUUGGGUUCGUUGUGGAAACACUAGGUUAACCCUUCACCAAGUCACUGGCCUUAAUCCCAACAAAGAAUAUCGAUUCAGGGUAUAUGCUGAAAAUAUGUUUGGAAGGAGUGAUCCAAGUGACACUUCUGCUCCUAUUAUGACUCAACAAUCUAAGAAAGAGCGUGCCAAGCGAAAACAGGUUGAUGCCCAAGGCAAAAAGAUUCGAGGAAGAUCUGAAGGCACUAUUUCUAAUUAUGACCAAUUUGUUUUUGAUAUUGAUAAAUACAUUCCUCAACCUGUUGGCAUUAAAACUUCCAGUGUGUAUGAUUAUUAUGACAUUCUGGAAGAAAUUGGAGUAGGAGCAUUUGGAGUUGUUCACCGAUGUAGGGAACGCUCAACCGGACGUGUAUUCGCAGCAAAAUUCAUACCAGUUUCUCAUCCUAUGGAGAAGACCAUGAUUAAACGAGAAAUCGAUAUAAUGAAUCAGCUCCAUCAUCCCAAACUCAUUCGACUUCAUGAUGCCUUUGAAGAAGAUGAUGAAAUGAUCCUUAUCUAUGAAUUCAUGUCUGGCGGCGAGUUGUUUGAACGCAUUACUUCAGAUGGUUACACCAUGUCUGAAGCAGAAGUCAUCAAUUACAUGAGGCAGAUAUGCGAAGCUGUAAAACAUAUGCAUGAAAAGAAUAUUAUCCACUUAGAUCUCAAGCCUGAGAAUAUAAUGUGCCAAAUGAAAAAUAGCAAUAAUAUUAAGGUUAUUGACUUUGGUUUGGCUACUAAGUUAGAUCCAAAUGAGCCAGUUAAAAUAUCCACAGGAACCGCUGAAUUUGCUGCUCCUGAAAUUGUUGAAAGGGAGCCAGUUGGUUUUUACACUGACAUGUGGGCUGUUGGUGUGUUAGCAUAUGUGCUAUUGAGUGGUUUAUCUCCAUUUUCUGGUGAGAAUGACGUGGAAACUUUGAAGAAUGUCCGAGCUUGUGACUGGGAUUUUGAUGAAGAUGCUUUCGCCAAUAUCUCAGCUCAGGCAAAGGAUUUCAUUCGUAAACUUCUGCAGAGGAGCAAAGAUAAGCGUAUGACAGCUCACGAAUGUCUUGAGCAUCCAUGGCUGAAGGGUGAGGCUGAUGCUACUGCUAUUAUUGAAAGGAGCAGGUACAUCAAAUUCAGGGACAGCAUUCGUGCUCGUUAUGGAGACUAUUGGUUCUCAUGUGUCAUUCCUUUGGGUCAUAUUUCCAAUUACAGCUGUUUGCGAAAAUUGCAAGAAGAGCGUUUCAAGAUCCGAGAAUUUUAUUUUGAUCGCAGGCAAGCUGCUCCAAGGUUCGUUAUCAGGCCUCAAAGUACCUUUGUAUAUGAAGGUCAAGCAGCCAAGUUCUUCUGCCGCAUUAUUGCAGCUUUCCCAGCUACUAUUUCAUGGCAUCGUGAUAAUUAUGAACUGAAGCAGAGUGUAAAGUACAUGAAACGCUAUGAAGAUGAUAAUUAUUAUUUUAUUAUAAAUCGCUGCAAAGCAGAGGACCGGGGAGAAUAUAUUAUUCGAGCUGAGAACAGUUAUGGAUUUAGGGAAGAACCAGUAUUCCUUAAUGUCCAAGCUAUUCCAAGAGAUAUACCACAUGUACAAUUGGAUGAACCAGUAAGAAAGAGAUACCCUCAGCCCAAAUUAUGGCAAGAACCUGCUGACAGUGCUCCAUGCUUUACAUUCCAACUCAGGCCUAGAUGUAUGCAGACUGGAUCUGUGUGCAAACUGCUGUGUUGCUUGACUGGAAAGCCCACACCUACGGUUAAAUGGUUCAAAGAUGGAAAAGAAUUAAAUAAGUUCGAGUACAAUGCCACUCAUGCUGAUGGUGUUGUUACUAUUGAAAUUGUGGGCUGCACAGUUGAAGAUACUGGAAAGUACAGCUGCAGAGCAACAAAUUCACUGGGAGAAGAUGAAACAUGGUGUCAUGUCGAAGUAGAAGAUCGAAAGGUUCCAAAAAUAAAUGCACCACUCAUUGUUACACCAGCACCUUCACCACUUCCUGGGCAAAAAUCUUCAUAUCGAGCUGCAUAUUCACCAAUGAGAGACACUUCCUAUAGAGAUUCAUCAGUCUCUCGAACUGGUGGUUAUAGCAGCAGUACCAACAAAUACAGUUCGGAUUAUUCUUCAAAAUAUUCCAGCAAGUACAGCUCGGAUUACAAAUCAUCCUCUUCAUAUUCAUCAUCGAGCCGACAGGUGCAAUCAUCUUCUUACAGCAGCUCAUCCACAACUAAAAAAGGAAGUGAUUACACAUCCUCGAGUACUUAUUCUUCAUCCAGGCUUUCCCCAUCACGUCACUACUCCCCUCCAAGGUCAUCACCAGCUCCUUCGGGAACAAAGAGAGUACAAAAGCCAUAUGGAAAGAAAACAACUGCAGAAGGUACAAGCCCUGUCAGAUCGAGGACAUCAACAAGGGAGUUAGAAAUUCCAGAUGAUUCUACAAUGGCAGCUCCCACAUUCACCGAAGGUCUAAAAGAUCUUAAAAUAAAAGAUGGCGAUCCUUUGACUUUGAAGGUUGUGGUUACAGGUGAUCCUGAUCCCCAGAUUGAAUGGUUUAAGAAUGAUGAGCAACUUCAUUCAUCUGAUAUCAUUGACCUGAAGUACAAGAAUAAAGUUGCUACACUAUCGAUCGGCGAAGUGUUCCCAGAAGAUGAAGGAACAUAUGUUUGCAAGGCAACCAAUUCAUUGGGAUCAGUCUCCACAUCUGGAAAAUUAACAGUAUUACCAAUGGAAAAGAAAAAGACUCCUAAAACUGGUUCAGGAAAACCUCCGAGGAUAACAAAACAUUUGAAGAGCCAACAGGUCAAAGAUGGGGAUCCUAUUACUCUUUCGUGCACUGUGAAAUGUGAAUCUACAUUUGAUGCGGUGUGGCUUCACAACGAAAAAGAAAUAAAGAACAGCAAAGACUUCCAGUACAAGACUGAAGGUGAUGAUUAUAAACUGGUAAUUCCAGAGAUAUUCCCAGAAGACAGUGGAAUAUACACUUGCGAAGUCUUCAAUGAUGCUGGAGAAGCAUUCAGCAGUUGUACUCUAGUCGUUUUAGUUCCUAAUGAACCAACCAAAGGACCAGGAUUCGCUAAAUUCCCUGAAUCUCAAACAGUUCAUGAAAAUCAAUCUGUAACCUUCACAGCUGAAUUGGAAAAAGAUGCUGACAAAGUGAAAUGGACAAAAGAUGGCAAAGUUUUAGAUGAAAAGAGCACUCGUCACAAAAUAACAAAAUCCGGCAAGGCAUGUACGCUAACCAUUGAGAAAUGUGCAUCAACUGAUGUUGGCCAAUAUAGCAUUCGAGCACAAAGUUCUUCCUUGGGAGAUGGCAUUGCAACAUUUUCACUCAAUGUUCUCACAGAGAGUGAUUUGUGAUGAGGCAUGGUUCCUGGUUUAAAGGUGUUAUCCACUUUGUCUUCAAUUGUUGGAGGUAGGAAGAUACAAGAGGAAAAAAAUAGUAUUUUCAUCUGUGAACUUAAGUCAGUUUUUCUCUGUUUAUUGUACAGACAUCAUAACAUUGUCCUCGUGUUUGUGUGUGUGUCUCUGUGUGAGAGAGUUUGCGAAAAAUUCGUGGUUAAAACUUUAAGCUUCAACUAGUGACUACAAAAAUUGAUUGCCAUCCAAAGAAAAUUGAUAUUAUUACUUACUGAUCAGCUAACUGCAAAUAUUGCUUAUUUCAAUCCAUUCAUGAACUAUUUGCAAUAUUUCUAAUUAAAAUGAUUGUGCAGCCUUUGUAAAAUAUGAUGUUAGUUUUUAAGUAAUGCUUUAAUGACUUCACGUGUGUUUUUGGUUUAAACACGUAAUUUGAGAGAAUUUGCUGAAUUGCAUUUUCAUACUUAUGAGCACCCUCUUUAUCAUAUGUAUCAUCAUUUCAAAAUAUUUUUUGAAGAAGUGAUAUUCUUGUUCAAGAGAUAAGUAUGGACAUGCAAUUUUGUAUCAAUGAAGUCUUAUCAACUAACGCUGCACAUUUCAUUUUCAUUUGACAACAGAGGGAACAUAAGCUUUGCUUUGGAAAAUCAAAUUAUUUGUUAAAAAUUCAUGUAGAAUGCAAUUAAUAGCUGUUUCAGAGAUGUGUUGUUAUUGUGAAUAAAAUUAAGUAUAUUA
Messenger RNA from Argiope bruennichi, 25331 nucleotides. RefSeq names its product twitchin-like. The coding region runs from base 150 to 24602 and encodes 8150 amino acids. Gene Ontology annotation, molecular function: protein kinase activity; ATP binding; protein binding. The record is from RefSeq and is a predicted model, not a curated record. The transcript has 131 exons. Lineage: Eukaryota; Metazoa; Arthropoda; Arachnida; Araneae; Araneidae. Gene Ontology annotation, biological process: protein phosphorylation.